UCCUGUCCUCCUUCACUAGAACGGUGCUACACUGGUGCCGAAACCCGGGAUAUUAUGGAGCAAAGUCGCCCCAUAGAGUCCUCCCAGCUGGCAGAAGUCCUCCAAUCCCUCGCAACGCUGCAUCAAGGCCACCAGCAAUCCCUGCUUGAGCUCCGGCAGGACCAAGAUCACCGUUUUUUUGAGAUCAUGCGGGCUCAGGCAGAGGACCGGCUCGCCAUCCGGAGCCUCCUCAGCCAGGAGACGGAGCCGACCACAGCCACGACCCCGGACAGCCACGCUACGCUACCCCCGCCCACGUUACAGAAGAUGGGGGCAGCAGAUGAUCCUGAGGCCUUCCUCGACUUGUUUGAGCGGACGGCCGAAAUCUGGGGCUGGCCGCCCGAACAGUGGGCAGCCCGUCUAAUUCCUCUCCUGUCCGGGGAAGCUCAACUCGCGGCACAACAACUGCCGGCGACAAAUCUCCUGGCUUACACUGACCUGAAGAGGGCCAUUCUGCAACGGGUUGGUCGGAGCCCGGAAAAGAAUCGCCAGCUCUUCCGGGGCAUGAAGUUGGAGAAGUCCGUUCGCCCAUUCGCGUUUGCCCAACGGCUCCGUGACGCCUGUCGGCGCUGGCUGCUCGCGGGGGACCACGACGUCGAGGGAGUAAUCGACCAGGAGGUACUGGAACAGUUCGUUCAACGGCUGCCUCGGAAGACGGCGGGGUGGGUCCAGUGCCAUCGCCCGGCGUUGCUGGAGGAAGCUGUUCGGCUAGCGGAGGACCACUUGGCGGCGAUCCCGAGGGCGGACGAGCCCUCUUCUUCUCUCUCUCCCCUUCCCUUGUAUCUGCCCAUGCCCUCGCCCCCUCCCCUGUGUUUUCUCCUUCUGUUCUCUCCCCAGGGCCCGUUACUGCCCCGCGCAGGCGUGGAUGGUUCCAGAGACCUGCUCCCCGGCCGUGGGAGAAUGCGCCCUCCCAUUCCCCGUCUUUCAGCCGCUCUCCUCAGGUGGGGCGCCCGCCAGCACAAGUGCGGCCGCAACGCCUGGGCCGGCCUGUUGGAGGUGCGGAGACCCGGGCCACUUCCGGGAUCAGUGUCCACUGAUGGAGGUGGGGACGGUGGUGCGGGUCUCCGACGUCCCGCAGGCUGCCCCCUAUCGGGCUGGAGCAUACCGGAUUCCGUGAGCACGAGGAGAGCGGCAUAA
Xyrauchen texanus (razorback sucker) is the source of this 1176-nucleotide messenger RNA. RefSeq lists its product as uncharacterized. Bases 55 to 1176 code for a protein of 373 amino acids. The transcript is spliced from 2 exons. Lineage: Eukaryota; Metazoa; Chordata; Actinopteri; Cypriniformes; Catostomidae. The record is from RefSeq and is a predicted model, not a curated record.